AUGUGGAUGCUAGGUUACAAUGAAGCUACUGACUUCAACAACAUGGCUGAUUAUCCUUUCAAUGGAAGAAAACUCAGACCUCUCAUUCCAAAACCACUCCCUACUACUUCCUCUUCUUCUUCUUCUCCUAACAACAACAUUUCAAAUACUACUCCUUCCUUAAACCGCAUUCAUGGCACCAAUGAUUUCUUUUCACAAUAUCACAAUCUUCACCAAGUUGGAGAUCAAAGCAAGAGAUCGGAGAUGAAUAACCCGGCUGCGGCUGCAGUUGUGGUGAGUUCGAGAUGGAAUCCGACGCCGGAACAGUUAAGAGCACUGGAAGAAUUAUACAGAAGAGGAACAAGAACACCAUCUGCUGAACAAAUCCAACAAAUCACUGCACAGCUUAGAAGAUUUGGAAAAAUUGAAGGAAAAAAUGUUUUCUAUUGGUUUCAAAAUCACAAAGCAAGAGAAAGACAGAAACGACGCCGUCAAAUGGAAUCCGCUGCUGAGUUUGAUGCUUCUCUUGAAAAGAAAGACCUAGGCUCAAGUAGGACAGUCUUUGAAGUUGAACACACCAAAAACUGGCUACCAUCCACAAACUCCAGUACCAGUACUCUUCCUCUUGCAGAGGAAUCUGUUUCAAUUCAAAGGGUAGCAGCAAAAGCAGAUCAGUACUCUAGAACAGAUGGAUGGGUCCAAUUCGAUGAAGCAGAAAGAAAAAACUUUAUGGAAAGGAAUGCCACGUGGCAUAUGAUGCAGUUAACUUGUCCUACCUUCAUAAACACCGCACAAUAUCCUAAUAAUUCUAAUUACAUCUCUUCUACUGCAACAGCUAGCAUGGCCACCACCACCUCUACCACAGUAACAACUAGACUAAUGGACCCAAAACUCAUCAAGAGGACGCAUGAUUUAAGCUUAUUCAUUUCACCUUUUCACUUAAGCACUAGUAGUAGUAGAAUCAACAACAGUACUCACAUUCAGCAUGAAGAUCAUUGUUUGGAAUCUGAUCAAACACUUCAACUUUUCCCAAUAAGGAACGAAGGAGAUAAUGGAUGCAGUGAUGAUAGCAUUAUUAACCAACACAAAGAGACAGAAAUAUCAGCUUCAGCAAUGAAUGCACCAAACCAGUUUAUUGAGUUUCUACCGUUGAAGAACUGA
Lathyrus sativus (Indian pea) is the source of this 1140-nucleotide messenger RNA. The record is from the annotation of a GenBank genome assembly. NCBI's taxonomy places the organism in Eukaryota, Viridiplantae, Streptophyta, Magnoliopsida, Fabales, Fabaceae.